Brassica rapa (field mustard) is the source of this 564-nucleotide messenger RNA. RefSeq lists its product as uncharacterized. Gene Ontology annotation, molecular function: RNA-DNA hybrid ribonuclease activity; nucleic acid binding. The record is from RefSeq and is a predicted model, not a curated record. NCBI's taxonomy places the organism in Eukaryota, Viridiplantae, Streptophyta, Magnoliopsida, Brassicales, Brassicaceae.
AUGGAUUCGAAUAUUGAAUGGUAUACAAAUGUCCCUCAAACUGGUCAGCAAAGGAGAGGUAAUGGUAUUAGAUCAGCGAAAUGGGAACCGCCCCCGGCUAACUGGGUAAAAUGCAAUUUCGAUUAUAGCUCACGAUCUGACAGUAUGGAGGAAGGUAUUGGAUGGAUAGUAAGAGAUCAUAAUGGAGUGUUCUUGGGAGCUGGAAAUGCUAAAAUUGGGAAAGUUCAAUCAUCUCUUAUAGGUGAGGCCAUGAGCUUUAUUUUUGCUUUACAACAAAUAUGGGCUCGUGGCUGGAGAAGAGUGUGGUUUGAAGGUGAUAAUCAGGAACUUUGUCUUAUCAUUAAUCAAGUUAAAGAACAUACUGAUCUGGGGAAUUACUUGUGCGACAUAAGGCAUUGGAUGACUUUGUUACCUGAAUGUUCAUUGGAGUAUGUAAACCGAGAGAAGAAUCAAGCUGCAGAUGCUAUGUCAAGACAUAGUAUGGAUCAUAAUAGUUUAUAUCAAUUCUUUGAUUUUCCUCCUGUUUGGUUGAUUCAGUACUUGUAUUCACCUUUUACAGUUUAG